Messenger RNA from Cucurbita moschata (crookneck pumpkin), 1607 nucleotides. Its product is annotated as trihelix transcription factor ASIL1-like. The coding region runs from base 235 to 1227 and encodes 330 amino acids. The record is from RefSeq and is a predicted model, not a curated record. Gene Ontology annotation, cellular component: nucleus. NCBI's taxonomy places the organism in Eukaryota, Viridiplantae, Streptophyta, Magnoliopsida, Cucurbitales, Cucurbitaceae. The transcript has 5 exons. Gene Ontology annotation, molecular function: transcription cis-regulatory region binding.
AAACGAAGUACGCGGAAGAUCGCGGCAAUGGAUCCAAAUGCCGCUUAGUUCCGGAAUUGCUUGGACACGUCCGCUUCCCAUUCCACUCACUCCUCACCGCUUUCCUUUCUCCCCAUUGCACUGCCUUCCUUUCCGCAUCCAAAGCCUACAACGGCAACGGCAACACCCCCAUUUCUGAACCGCUUCCAUCUCCUUCCGAGGGACUCGCUGCCUCUGGACUCAACCUUACUCCCCAUGGCUCUGUCGCAGCCGUCGCCGUCGGCUUCCACGUUUCCAGUUCGCGAAGACUGUUGGACUUUGGACGAUACUUCCACUCUCGUCGAAGCCUGGGGCGAACGUCAUCUCGACUUGAACCGCGGCAGUCUUAGGUAUAAACACUGGCAAGAGGUCGCCGACGCUGUCAACUCCUGUCAUAAUCAUGAGAGGAAGUCAAUUCGUACGGCUAUUCAGUGUAAAAACCGUAUCGAUACGCUUAAGAGGAAGUACAAGAUCGAGAAGGCGAGAAUUCAAGAAUCCGGUGGAACGUACGUCAGCGCUUGGCCGUUCUUCUCUUGUCUCGACAGUCUUAUAGGCAACAGCCGUAAGUCUUCGACGCCGGCCGCCGUUUCUUACUGUAAAGCCUUGACAGCGACGACUCCAGGGAUGUCGCUGUUCCCGAAAAUUCCGGUUGGUCCUCGAUCCGGGACUAAGAAACGUCGUUUGAGUCACGUCUACGGGAGUUUCUGCAAUUCGCACCUUAGCCAGGAUUUAAACUCGAAACAUGAUGAAGGAAAGGACGAUAUGGAUUCCGAGAAUCAUUUCUCGAGUCCGAGGUUCAAGGACCGAGACGUAGGGUACCGGAAACUGGCUGACGCAAUAGGGACGAUUGCCGAUAUAUUUGAGAAAGUGGAGGUAGCAAAACAGAGACACAUGGUAGAAUUGGAGAUGCAGCGGAUGCAGUUCGUGAAGGAUUUGGAGUAUCAGAGAAUGCAACUACUCAUGGAGAUGCACCUUCAGAUGCAAAAAAUCAAGUGCUCCAGGCGAGAUUCAGGAGCUGGAAUCAAGAGGAUGGACUCCAUUGGAAAAUCUUCUUUGCAUGGUUAUCCACAAACUUUGAAGAAGAUUGUUACUCGUAGUCGACAACGUAGCAAAGACGCAAAGACUUCUUUUAUCCGAACGAGAGAAAAACUUGUUUUGGGCGAAGGAUUUUGUGGAGCUGAGGUUUGGAUUAACCAGCAUUUCUUGUGAAGCUUCCAACAUCUUAACUUAGUGGGCAAAGGAAACUACUUUUUACUUUCCUAUAAUGGGUAAUGGUGUCGACAAAGGAUACAGAGCUUGCAGAACAACAGACAGAGGAAAUAGAGAGUAGAAAAAUGAAGGAAAAUAAAUAUUUGGCUCAUCCAAAAGUUAUAGACUGGAAUCAGGUCUCGAUCGGUUGGAUGUAUAAGAGAAAUUACUUAACUCGUUAGUUCGAGUACUGCACGGGUUGAUGUGCACAGCGCCUAGUAUCCCUUGUUUACGGCUAGGACUAUCGGGGUAUCUAAUCAUAUUCGCUCUCCUAGCUUUUGUCUCUCAGUGUCAGUGUCGGUUUAGUAAAAUGCUUUUACCGUCGGUUUAUCGUUUCGAUC